Messenger RNA from Cyanistes caeruleus (blue tit), 5642 nucleotides. The record is from RefSeq and is a predicted model, not a curated record. Lineage: Eukaryota; Metazoa; Chordata; Aves; Passeriformes; Paridae.
CGAAGAUUAGAACCUGUUUGAAAUUCUCUGUAUGUAAAUGCAUUGCAGCAUUGAGCAGAGAGAGAAAAGUCCAGGAGUGUUUGCUAUACACAGAGUUUUUCUACUAUUUUUCUGGCUUAAUGGAAUAAUGAAUUGAAUAAAUAAAAACAUGCUCACAGCAGAAAUGAUGAAAAGUAUAUUCCACUUCAUUUUAUUUAGUUCAGUAGGGGGGUUUAAGUACUUCUAAUUCUAGGUAGUUGGACCAUUGCUUUUACAGAGAUCUGUCUUCUGGCAGGAUCAAUACAAGUGCCUAAAUCUUGAAAUCCUUAUCCAUUGAUUUGUCUUCUUUUGUCUUUGCACCAUAGUAAAAUGUCACCUUUAUUCUAUGUCAUUUACAUUCAAACAUGAGAAAGUGGAACAGGGGAAAGGUUCUCAAACUUCCAAAAUGUAGUAAAGGUUGUUAUGCCAUUUUUUUAACAUAGUUUUUUUCCAUCUUAAACUGUGUAUUAAAAGUAGAUCUCUUAGGAUUCAGAUUGGGCUGUAAACUACAGGAAGAAAACAUUAUGAACACAUGCUGAGUUUUACAACAGAAUUUUAGAAACGGCGAGUCUGAGCCUUGGAGGCAGUUUGUGCAUCCAAAGCCAGAGCAAGCGCAGUCCAGCAACACAAUCGUAACAUUAAAAAUGAGACAGGGCAGCUUUAAGAGAGAAACAGGAAGCUGUAACUAGAAUCCAGCUGAAUUCUGAGCUGGGGCACUUUACCAUGAGGCUGCAAAUGAAACAGAUGUGCUUGCUCUGAGUUUCUGUAGUGUCUGGAGUUUUUGUACUAAAGGUGACAAGACUUUCCUUCCUGUGAUUUUUUUUCUUCUUUUUUUAUUUUCCACAUACUUUCUAUAAAAGGAAUGAAAUGGAGAAGUUGAAGAAAUAUGUAUCAGUGAAAGAUGAAGAUCAUUUUUAUCAUCAGGGGGCUGUGGAGCUGCUAAUCUUUAACUUUCUACUCAUUCUUACAAUACUAACAAUUUGGUUGUUUAAAAACCAUCGAUUCCGCUUUCUGCAUGAAACUGGAGGAGCUAUGCUUUAUGGCCUUGUAAUGGGACUAAUUAUACGAUAUGUGACAAAAUCACCAGAUGUUGAAAAUGGGACUGUUUAUGAAUGUGAAAAGCUGAAAUCUGGGCCGUCCACUCUGCUAAUUAAUGUAACUAAUCAGGUCUAUGAAUAUCAAUACAAAAGAGAGAUCAGCCACCACAAUGUCAACGGUCACCAGGGCAAUGCAAUGCUUCAAAAGAUGACCUUUGAUCCUUCCAUCUUCUUCAACAUUUUGCUGCCACCCAUUAUAUUUCAUGCUGGAUAUAGUUUGAAGAAGAGACAUUUUUUUCGUAACUUAGGAUCAAUUUUAACCUACGCCUUUUUGGGAACUGCCAUCUCCUGCAUUGUCAUAGGGCUGAUCAUGUAUGGCUUUGUGAAGGCCAUGGUACAUAUUGGCCAAUUAAAGCAAUGGGAAUUCCACUUCACUGACUGUUUAUUUUUUGGAUCACUGAUGUCUGCCACAGAUCCAGUGACAGUCCUUGCUAUUUUCCAUGAGCUGAAUGUGGAUACAGAUUUAUACACACUCCUGUUUGGAGAGAGUGUCCUAAAUGAUGCUGUGGCUAUCGUGCUGACACACUCUAUAUCUAUUUACAGUCCUAAGGAGAAUCCUAAUGCUUUUGACGCUGCUGCUUUCUUCCAGUCAGUGGGAAAUUUUCUGGGCAUCUUUGCUGGAUCAUUUGCCAUGGGAUCCUCUUAUGCUGUUGUCACAGCUUUAUUGACAAAAUUUACAAAGCUGUGUGAGUUUCCUAUGUUGGAGACAGGUCUGUUUUUCCUCCUAUCCUGGAGUGCCUUCUUAUCAGCAGAAGCCGCUGGGCUUACAGGUAUUGUUGCUGUCCUUUUCUGUGGAGUCACACAGGCCCAUUACACCUACAACAAUCUGUCACCAGAUUCCAAAAUGAGAACCAAACAGUUGUUCGAGUUCAUGAAUUUUUUGGCUGAGAAUGUCAUCUUCUGUUACAUGGGACUUGCGCUAUUUACAUUUCAAAAUCACAUCUUCAAUCCUCUUUUCAUAUUUGGUGCACUUGUGGCAGUUUUUGUAGCAAGAGCUUCCAACAUAUACCCACUCUCUUUCCUUUUGAAUUUGGGUCGAAAACAAAAGAUUCCCAGGAACUUUCAGCACAUGAUGAUGUUUUCAGGGUUACGCGGUGCGAUUGCGUUUGCAUUGGCCAUUCGGGACACGGACUCCCAGCCCAAGCAGAUGAUGUUCACCACAGCCCUGCUGAUCGUGUUCUUCACUGUCUGGGUGUUUGGGGGGGGCACAACACCAAUGCUCACCUGGCUGCAGAUCAGAGUUGGCGUAGAUCCAGAUGAAGAUGAAGCUAAAGCUGCAAGCCAGAGUGCAUCUAACUUGGAUAAAAGUACAACCAAAGCUGAGACUGCGUGGCUGUUCAGAAUAUGGUAUGGCUUUGACCACAAAUACCUAAAGCCUCUCUUAACCCACACUGGGCCACCUCUGACAUCAACGUUGCCUGAAUGGUGCAACCCAAUUGCCAGGCUUCUGACCAGCCCCAGUGCAUAUGGGGAUCCACUGAAGGAUGGUGACACAGUUUAUAUCAUCAAUAAUGAUGAGUUGACCGAAAACUAUGAAUCAUCUGCUCACAUACCAGUGCCAGCACAGGACAGCACUGGCUCCAUUCACAUUACAGGCAAGGAAGACAUUCAGGAAGGAGAUCUAGGAUUAGGAGGAUACAAACUCCAGCUUCAACCCCAGAAGAAUUCAUUGGCAUGAGCAGUGUAAUGUUAAUCACAAGAAAGAAGACUAAAACAAAGAAACAAGAUUCUGUUAUGUGAACAAGAGGUCAGAAAAAAACAUACUAAGCCCAAAAAUAAAAAAAAAAUUUAGAUUUCAGCAACUAAAUGCCUGCUUCUCCCAGGAAAGGAGUUCCCUAUCAUAUCCAUAUAUCUACAACCAUAUACAGGUUUUAUGACUGUAGGAGAUUUUAAUAUAAAGACAUGGGGCAGUACCAGCCCACUGUCUGUAAAUCCAUUACAGUAAUGUUUUGUCUCAGCACUUGCCUGUCCUGUGCCCCUCACAUGUACACAGGCCUUUGAAUAUCGCUUAGUUUUCAGUAAGCUGAAGUUGAGAGAAAUAGCUUCUUAACAUUCAUGGUCACAUGAUGACAGCUCUUUUCUACAGCUGGUCCUGACAAGAUCCACACAUAACUGCUCAGUAGAUAUUACAUUUAUAAGGAAGAAGCAGAAGAUUCCUUGUCCAAGGACUAUGUGAUCUGAAAAUGCUUAAAACAUGCUUUGCGGUGCCUCAGUCUUGAUAGCUAAAGCUCCUUCAUGCUCACAAUAUAGACUUUCCCUGCCAUCCAGCCAAUUAUUUGCUUUCUAAAUGCACCUUAUAGCCUGGUCCACAGAGGGUUUCACUAGGCUGCCACAAACUGAACACAGAUAGUAGGAGACAUGGAGGUGGUAUGAAAUUAGCAACAAACACCUUUCCUGGCAGCACUGAAUGAGCACAACCACUACUUAAAAUCAGCAGUUAUUCCACAAGGCAUUUGUCUUUACAGCUUGCUAACACACAAAGCUUAAACGGGGGGCAAGGUUUUCUUGUUUUGAAAGAUCAUUCUAAACAUAUACCUUGAUUUAAGAACUCAAAUGUUUCUCUUUUAUUAUUCUUUAAGAAGAGUUGCUUCUAAUUAAAUAUUUCUGCAAUACAGUUAUAUCUUCUGACUGCCUGUUCCAAGGAUAAAGUUGUCUGUCUACCCAUGUUGGGCACUCCAUGUUACACUAGAAAUGAGGACUGUGGUGGUUAGAGAGAGGUAUCAAAGUGUUCAUUGUUCUUCAUAAACACAGUCAAUGGAUAACCACCAACCACUCAGCCAUACAUAAAGCUGGCUGUCAUGCACUAUCAAGCAUUAGUACAGACCAGCUUUGGCACACAGCAGCUAAGCAGUGCCAAACCAGGGAUAGAGCCAGGCUUCUGUUGUUAGAGCAUGUGCCUUUCCUCACAGAAGUUUCAACUAGCCAUGCAUGAUGAUGUUCCUACUAAGAAAGUCAAAACAUCGGGAGUUUCUAAGGAAGAUCAUUCUUAGUAUAUAAAGACAAUGGGCAAGAAGAAAUUUGUGAUCUGGAAGAAUAAAAAUCAAACUGUCUCUAUAAAUAGUCCUAAAGAUGAAUAGGUCUUAAUUUCACCACAAGUAAAAUCUAAAAUAUAAAUAUAAUCAAGUUUUAGUCAUUCUUUUCCAGUGUAAUUAAUUUCUGGUUAUAUGUGACUCCAGAACAGAAAUUUUAACCAUAAAUUUGAUCUCAGUGGAGUUGUAUGUGCUGUUUCAAAAGAUCAGAAGCUUAAACUGACAUUUUAUUUUGUCCUAAACCCUAAUCAAGGAUCUUCAAUCCCCAUGUGGUUUAAAACAAAUAAUAUUCAGGUAUGAUAAGUUCUUGGAAGAACUACUGAAUUUCCAGCUCUGUGCUUUGCUUUGUUUAGCUGCAUGGGCUGGGAAAAGAUGUGCAGCAGCUUGCAAGAAGGGAUGGAGAAUAGGUAAGGAGGGAAGGUUUCAUGGCCAAGUACUGGGAUACAGCAGAGAACAGAGAAAGGAGAAGCAAGCAGACAAAGAGAAGCAGCAGAGUGAAGAUGUGGUAACACAGCAAGAAGCUCUUGGGGUAGGUGCUAACACCAUCCUGACCUCAGAAGACAGCUUCUGGCUUAAGUCUUUGGAAGUAUUGAGGGCUUCUCACCAGGUUUACUAAAUUUCUCAGGAAGCAUGGAUUCCAGUCCUUAGAUUACAUUGGAAAUCAAUGAAGUGCUACAGUAUAAUGAAGAUGCAAAGCUGUUUUUCACAACUGCGACAUGAACUGGUAAUGACAAGCUCUUCAAUAGUUUUGUUCUUAGAUGUAUCCUGCAGCAUACUGUACAGGGGAAUUCCUGAUUUAUUUAUUGUGCCUAUGUCCAGGUUUCUCACCUGGACAUUUAUCAUUUGUACAAUGAUAAAUGGAGAGUUCUGAAAUUCUCAAUUUAUAAAAAAGUCUGCAACAAAUACUUUUCACACUGUUCUACUCCUAUGCCUUAAAGGGUACUUACUUGGUAAAGAAAGUCAUCCCUUAUGACAGACAAAUCAUACUUCACAUCUUCACAGGUCAGAUUUUUAUGCUAAGACUACCAGAGAAGAUGAAUCUGUGGUCCCAGCAGGAAGAGUAUUUAUCAUCUGGGAUCAUGCUCAGCAACUGAAGUAUCAUUGGCUUUUAGGAAAAUUAGCAAUAUGAGCUGCAAGCAAACCUGAAGCUUCUGCUAAAUGGCAGUAAGAGUCUCAAUUGUCCAUUACACUCACCAUUUCCUUAUUUUAUAAUACUCUUCAUGACACACAGCUCAAGAGAGUUACAGCAAUGUUAGAACAAAUUACAUAUUUGUAUUCAAGAAAAAAUUACUGACAACUAGUAAUUCUGCAUGACUGUUUAAACAGAGUAAUGAAUGUUAAGAGAGGCCUUUAAUGUUAAUUUACAGUUUAUACACUGGAGAUUUAAACUACUCAAUAUCACACAGUGUUUGACUGAAUGUGCAAGUCACUCAUGAUAAAUGUGAAGCUAUUCCUUCUAUCUGACUUAAUCCAAUAAAACACUGCUUGGAAAAUGAAA